Molecule: messenger RNA, 2978 nt
Organism: Folsomia candida
Lineage: Eukaryota; Metazoa; Arthropoda; Collembola; Entomobryomorpha; Isotomidae
Product: protein maelstrom 1
Exons: 9
Coding region: 1266-2642 (458 amino acids)
Biological process (GO): regulation of miRNA-mediated gene silencing; male meiotic nuclear division; negative regulation of DNA-templated transcription
Cellular component (GO): nucleus; P granule
Molecular function (GO): sequence-specific DNA binding
Source: RefSeq, a predicted model, not a curated record
AUUUCAUAGCAUAAUAAAAACAAGCCAGCAAGCUUGGUGGUUAUAAUGAUAAUAAUAAACGAACCCUUUUCUUUCACUCGACGACUCUGCCUUACUUCCACUCCCAUUUUACUUUUACAUUCGCUACUAUGAACUCUCUGAAUAAAUCCAAAUUUUCUUUUGAAAUAAGUGAAUCAAAAAGUCUUGCAUUGAAUUUUGUUGAACCGAGCAGUACGUCUCGUCUGCAGGAAAGAAGGUGUUUUAUAAAUCUCGGACAUUUGUGGCGUCGUCGUUGUCGCCUUUAAAAUUGUAUGCCCAGAGACAUUCCAGGUUAAGACCAGAAGUUGGCUUUGCCUUAUCUCACUCAAGAAAGAAAUUAGGAGCGAUGAUAAUGAUGAAUAAUAAGGUGAGACUAGAAAAAAAGUCUAUUUCCAGUUGGUGAGUUUUCAUGGCUUGAUUUGGUUCAGUCAUCAUCAAGAAACUCUCUUCUUUUAUUCCAUGUUGACAAUCCAAAUCUAAUGACUUGUGUCCCAUCCUGUCUCAUUAUUAUUCAGACCACAAAAAGGUAAAAUAAUCUCACAGAAGAAUCUCCUCUAAUUAAUAUGCGACUUCUUAUUACUCUUUGCUCCUCAUCAAUUCAUCAUCACGAAUAAAUCAUUGCCAUCAUGAUGCAAUAGGGUUCCACCGUAAUUACUUGCGUAUUUUUAUUAUUGGCUUUUGAACUCACUGCAAAUUGCUGAGAGAAAUAAGCACGUAUUGUGUCCUGCUGAAUAAAUAUGGACUAUUUGAAGAAGGUAGUAAAAUGCAAGUAACUGCUGGAUAAACCCAAUUAGAAAAUAUAUAAUUGCGAUAAUAACUAAUAAAGUAUACAUACCUAUGUAUUAAUUUUUAGAAAAGAUAGCAAACAAUCAGGAUAUUGGAUGAGAUGAUAGCUUUAAUUGUCUAUUAUAAUUAGUAGAAACCUUAUCGUUAGCAUCAUACAUACGCAGUGACACAUCACCCUUUUUGCAUCUGAUUUAAAGUCUAACGAGGCGAUGAACAAUAUUAUUUUUAGAGCGAAUUAAUUUAUCGACGAGAUUGAGAAUUUUUACGUUACUCGAUUCAGCUUCAACGUUCGCUUGUCACUGCUUGCUCGCUCCGCAUUCCUGAACUCGAUCAAUCCUGUACGUGAACUAAUUUUAGUAAUGGGUCACUCACAACUCUAAAUACUCAUUUCAGAUUUAUUAGUGCGGAACAACAGUCGAUACUGAACAACUCGUGCGGGUUUCAAUUUAUCCAUUGUCAAGAUGAGUGACAAGAAGAAGGCGCCGUUCUGGAUUUUUGUCAUGGACAAAAUGAAGAAGCUCGAGAUCGAGGAUGGCCAGCAGGGGGCCGUGGGGGGCGAACGAGACGUCCAAGCCGUGGUGGCCAUGGUCAGCCCGGAAUGGCAGAAUAUGACACCAAAGGACAGAGAACCUUAUGUACAGAGAGCUAAGAAAGGCAAUGAUGCCAGGAAAGCGAAAGGAUCAAACGAUGGAUCCAAUCUUCCUGGAAUGAUGACUCUUGUCCGUCAAAAUGCUGAGGCUCGCACAAGGAAAAUGGCUGCCGAUUUGACGAAAAUCUUCAGCGAAUAUGCCGACCAUGGGAAUUUAGCGGGGAUGCCGAUAGUUAUUUGCAAAUUCAACACGUAUUAUUGGAAUAAGUCGGCAAAGGAUGGGACUCGUGUACUCCCUUCAGAAGUAUCCUUUUCUGCCUGGAGCAUUAAGCAAGGAGUUUUCGCAAACUUUUCUACUCUCAUUGACCCAGGGGCAGACCACGAUGGGAAGAAGUCGUUUCGAGUUUCCGAUGAGGUGAAAGCCAGCUGUGACAAGCAACAUAUUUUAAUGUGCGACUUUAGUACAGAACUACAAGAUUGCAAGCGGAUUCUAAAUAGUAUUAAUUCCUUCAUGGAAAUGACUAUUGGAAGGAAGGUCCUUUUCUGUCGUCGGGAGGAUAUUGAUGUGACUGAAGCGUGCCUGGAGUGGCUCUGUCAAUGUGCAGGACUCGACCGUUCUGACUUUGAAGUUUUGAACGUCAAUGCACUGAUGAAAAUGCUGUCAAUUAAAGCUUAUUCAGACAAGAAUUGCGAUGAAGCAAAGACCAACGCUGAAGGAAAACUUGACGCUAUGGCUUGCCGGGAAUUGUCCAACGCCAAAGCUAGGAUGACGGCCGCAUGGGAUAUGAAAAACAAAACUGUCGGUGGCUUGGUCGUAUAUCCCAACCAACAUCCAUUCAUUGCCAAGAGAGGUUUGUUCCUGGAGGAAGAUCACGUGGACGCCUUGCUGUCGAAAUCCAAUUAUUCGUAUUAUGAACAACUUGCUUGUCCAUAUCAUUUUGAGCUUAUUGAUGGAUCGGAGUUCUGUUCCCUGAACAUUGCCAACCGCUAUGCCUUCAUGCUGCUGGACGCCUUGCUCCCCAACUUCGACACAAUUCCACAGGCUGGAUUUCACUAUCCGCGUAUGAAGGAUCUGAAAACAGAAGUGAUUUUGCGACGCAAAAUGCUGUUAAAAUGGAACGAUUGUCAGUACGAAUCAUAUGCUUCGUCAUUUCUUGUAGUUGAGAAAGAGCAAAGACUGAAGAAGGAACAAGCAAUGGAGUUCGAGAAGGCCAUGCUGAUGAAGGCAAUGGAAGCUGAUAAAAUUUAGUUUACGCGUCACCAUUUUUAUUAUUUUUUCUCUCUAUCUCAUUUUCCCUCUCUUAUUUUCUCAGUUAUAUAAUUAUUUACGAUGUACAUUUAUUUAUUAUCUACUCCAGUCCGCUCCUUGGAUGAAACCAAGUUUUGAGCAAGUAUUUGCGACAAUAUUAAUAUGGAAUCCUUGUGUAUGAUUUUUGUGAACAGGUAGAAAAACAAGAGUAAUAAAAUCGCCUUUCAAGCUUUUGCAAAGUAAAAGCUGGUUUGAUUUAGUUUAAAAAUGUGAAACGCAACACAAAUAGAACCAGUUCAAACUCGAAGCAAAGGUGAGAACGGUCUUAUUUUAGCA